Molecule: messenger RNA, 853 nt
Organism: Armigeres subalbatus
Lineage: Eukaryota; Metazoa; Arthropoda; Insecta; Diptera; Culicidae
Exons: 3
Coding region: 88-618 (176 amino acids)
Source: RefSeq, a predicted model, not a curated record
AGAUUGUCUGUUAAGAAAAAAAAAACAUAAACAACACACCAGUUCGUCGGUGAUUGCGACGGUUAUUUUCCCCGGAAUUGCCGCAGGAUGCCAAGCUGUUGUAUGAGGAAGCGCAUCAGCUCAUCCCAAUCGCUUCUGGAAAUCGGAAUUAAGUGGAUCAGUAUGAGCGACGAUUCAAAGUUGGCGACCUUCCCCACUUUGAAGGUGGAUACCGUUCUAUGGGAACGGUUCCACAUUUUCAUUUAUAUUCAGCUUACAUCUAAACAGACAACACUGAAUAAACAAAUAGCCGCCACUAUAAAAGGUUCGAAGCAUCAUCUCUCCAUCCUCGGUUGCGCCCCACGCUCGUCAAAUCGAUUUACACUUGGUUCGCCCACCAAGCUCGCUGUGCUCCAUGCCUUUUUGUACCUGCCGGGUCGGAAGCGAAAACCAUGUUUACAGUGUUGCUGUCCGGCAUCUUUGCAACUGCCCUGCCCAUCGUACCCUUCCAGCUUUAGCACCGUUCCUCUGCACACCGCCAAAGAUGGUCCUAAGCACGUCCUCUUUCCCAGCAACGCCUAUCUCUACCUCCCCGUGGUGCUGGUCGGGGUACGAGCAAUCUCAAGGAGCAUCGGGUAACCAACCCCGGUGGGAACUAUGGUUGUACGGUGGCAGGGAACGUGGAAGGGAGUUUGCUCCUCUCUUGGGUGCAAAUCUGAACGAGCGUCUGUUCUCCAUGUUAGAAGCGGCUCACAACAGCAUCUGUUCCCCAGGGGCAGCUGAUCGUCGUCCGAGUGCCAGCGAGGGACUGUAUACAAAAUUUCGCAGAAUAGUUCACCGGAAAGUUAGGUGGAAUGGCCCUCAGAAACUUGGG